CUUCAUGAAGAGCCGCUGCUCCUCAGAUCAGCUUCAGCAACAUCAGGAUGACAAUCACUGCUCAACAUGACACAGAUGCGCAGACAUGGACGAGACUGAUGCAGACGAGCUCUGUCUGAUGGACAAACACAGUUUCGGAUGAUCGACAGCCCCGUGAUCCAACAAGCAGGAUGAUCGCUACCGGCGGGCUGCUGAGGAUUUCGCGGCGCCAAGAUUCGCUGCGAACCAAAAACCGUGCGGAGAACAAGAAAAAGCGGAAAGCCAAGAAGAAGCGCAAGAACGACGUGGUGGUGGUGAAAGGAAAAGUGAAGCUGUGCUCCGUCUCCGGGUUAGUGGCGGCGCUGGGAAUUAUGAUCCUGCUGGUGGGCGUCGCCAUGGCCGUGCUGGGAUACUGGCCUAGAGAAAACACCGAGAGGUUCAUCGGACCGACACGGCCAAUUAAAAAGCAGAACCUCACAAGCAAUAACGAGUUAGCGGCGUCGAGCGGAAACGCCUCGCGUUCAUCCGGCUUCUUCGAAAGUCUGUUCUCUAGUUAUUUAUACUCAGACAACCUUAAAGUGUUCGGACCUUUAGUGAUGGGCGUCGGGAUUUUCCUGUUCAUCUGCGCCAACGCGGUGCUCCACGAGGAUCGCGAUAAGAAAACCAAAAUAAUCAAUCUGCGGGACAUUUACUCCACCGUCAUCGACAUUCACAGCUUGCGCGCCAAAGACUGCGUCCCGUUCAACGGCCUCAUCAGCUACAUGCAGUCGAAGAGCGACAAACCCCCCGCCGCCGCGGGAAACCACCGCCGCCCGUCCUGCGCCAGAAAAUACAGCUUGUUCGCCAAGCGCCAGUCGUUCGCCGACACCAUUUACAGCAUAUAUCAAGGCGGCGAGGAGGCGCGCGAGUGGGAGACGCGCUCCAUCGUCACGUCGUCGGUCAACGCGUUCACGCUCCCCGUCAUCAAACUCAACAACUGCGACGUGCAGGAGAACGAGCCGUCGAGGCGUAGGAGCUGCGUCGCGGCGGUGGAAACCAAAGCGGAAGUGUCAAGGACGCGGAUGUCGCUUUCACAGGAUUCGAAGCUCGACGCGACGCAGCUGCAGCCGCCCGGUUCGGGCGCGAGGGUCGCGGGGUCGCACCUGUCUCUGAACGCGCUGACGGAUCUGGGCGCCAGGUGUUUGGACGAGAGGUCGCGGAGGUUCAGCUGUCCCAGAUUGGAGCGAUCGGGCAGUAAGGGCUACAUUAAACUGGCCGAUCUGGGCGGAGAUUCGUUCGAGACGCCCGACGCGGGAUGUGAGGAUGAAAAAUCAGACGUGCGUUUGCAUAAACACACCGCGUCAUUGUCAGAUUUGUAAACGAUGACUGACUGUGAUGCGCUCGUGAUGUUUUUAACCCUGUAAAGCCUAAAGGUUUUGUAUCAUCAAGCUUUUAUGGCUCCGAUAUGUGACCCUGGACCACAAAACCAGUCGUAAGAGUCCAUUUUUUGAAAUUAAGAUACAUCGUUAAUUAGGACAGGACAAUAUUUGGUCGAGAUGCAACAAUUUGAAAAUCUGCUGAGGGUGCAAAUCAAAAUACUGAGAAAAAGUUGUCCAUGUGAAGUUCUUAGCAAUGCAUAUUACUAAUCAAAAAUGAAGUUUUGAUAUGUUUAUGGUAGGAAAUUUAAGCAAUAUUUUCAUGGAACAUGCAGAUGCGAGAUGAGAUUUUGGGCUUUUUGGUUUUUCAUAAAAAGUGUUUUUCUUUUUUUAGACUAGUGGAAAGAAAACAUCCACAAAUCACUGUUAAGUGUUUAUUUAUAGCGUUUUAUCUGUUGGUGUCAAUAGGUUUCAGUUACAAUCCGUAUUUUUAAAUGCAGUUUUCUCAAAAUGAGUUUUUUCUCCUACACUGAGCCAUAAAUCAACACUUCAGCAGCACUUACACACACCACACCAAACAUUGUUAUUCCUGUUCAUAUCCUGAAAGUUUUUACAGAGGGGUUUGUUCAUAUAUAAUUUAUAAUGCUUGAAUAUAUACAACAUUUUAAAUCGUGAAAAUAUAUUGUUUUCUCAGUUUUUUCUGAAUUAUAGAGUGACACAAAUGAGAUUCCCUCUGAAAAAAACACUUGACUCAAACUAAACAAGAAUUAUGAAACUGACUUCAUCCAGUGUUUAGAUUUUUGUACUAGAAAUGUAUGCAAAUUAGCACAUAAAUCCUUAAACAGUGCUUCAUUUGCAUAUGUAAACAACAUUUUAGAAAACUUGUAAUACAAAAUAUGUUUGCAAUUAUCGGUUUAAUCAAUCAACUGGGUAAGUAAGGUGAUAAUUAUUAGU
Labeo rohita (rohu) is the source of this 2288-nucleotide messenger RNA. RefSeq names its product transmembrane protein 200A. The transcript is spliced from 2 exons. Bases 171 to 1337 code for a protein of 388 amino acids. The record is from RefSeq and is a predicted model, not a curated record. NCBI's taxonomy places the organism in Eukaryota, Metazoa, Chordata, Actinopteri, Cypriniformes, Cyprinidae.